CACGGGUCACUGUGCCCUGGCUGCUUUUGGCCCAAGCCACACGGAGGGGCAGGUGGCUGGGGCAGUGUCCCGGCGAAGGCCCGGCUGCGGCCGUCGUGCCCGUGGCUGCAGCACCGAGGGCUCGGGGUGUGGAGAGCUCAUGGCUCUCAGCCUCCCUCCGUGGCUCCACCCCUCAUUCCCCUGCGACUUUCAUAACCCAGCGCGCUGCCACGUGUCCGGUGCAGACCCUGGCUGCCUUGGGGGGACACGGGGCUGUCCCGGCGGAGGCGUCGGAGCUGCUCUCCCUGUGCUCCAGCUGCUCGGCGAGGAAGAGCCUCUGUGGUCAGCCAAGGGGAGCCCAUCUCGGAGCAGCGGGACAGAGCGGUCGGCUCCCUCUGCAGUCAGCAGCUCUGGCAGGAUGACUUGCUGCCAGGUGGUUGCCGUUCUCCUGCUUUCCUUCCUUCCCAGCGCUGCAGCCGGCGGCCUGCUUCCUGCCCUCGUUCCCCGGUCCACCCUGCAGCUAGGCAGAGCCCGGUUCUCGGCACAGCCCGUCCUGGAGCUGACGACACGCUGUGACGACGCGUGCGCCCGGCGGGAGGCUGCCUUGGCCCCCCAGGAUUUCCAGGAGUACCUUUCUUACGAGACUGUGUACGCCAACGGCACCCGCACCCUCACCACAGUGGAGCUGAGCCCCCAGGGGGGUGGCACGGAGAAGAGGCGGCAGAGGCGGCGCAAGCGGCAGAUUUACGGCACGGACGGGCGGUUUUCCAUCAGUGGGAACCACUUCUUGCUGGACUACCCCUUCUCCGCCACCGUCAAGAUCUCCACGGGGUGCACGGGGGUGCUCGUGUCCGAGCGGCACGUCCUCACAGCUGCCCACUGCAUCCACAACGGCAAAGACUACGUGAAGGGGGCCAAGAAGAUCAAGGUGGGCUUCCUGACGCCGCUGCAGAGCGCUGGCAACGGGACGGGGCCGGGGGGGCUGGCGAUGCUCUGGGCUCGCGUGCGGCGCACGCAGGUGCCCAAGGGUUGGAUUCGGAGCCCCAACUCGGUCAGCAUGGACUACGACUAUGCCCUUUUGGAGCUGCGCAGGCCACACCAGCGCCCCUACAUGAAGCUGGCGGUGGCUCCAGCAGCGGAGGAGAUGGCUGGGAAGAGGAUUCAUUUUUCGGGGUUUGACAGUGACCGGCCAGGCGAGCUGGUCUACCGCUUCUGCGGGGUGGAGGACGAGACGGCCCACCUCAUCUACCAGCACUGCGAUGCCAGGCCCGGUGCGUCCGGCUCUGGGGUGUAUGGCAAGGUGUGGGACCCCGUACAGCACAAGUGGGAGAGGAAGGUGGUUGGGGUCUUCUCUGGGCACCAGUGGCUUGAAGUGGCCGGGGAGCAGCAUGACUAUAACGUUGCCGUUCGCCUGACUGCUCCAAAGUAUGCUCAGAUUUGUUACUGGAUCAAAGGGGACGAUAAAAGCUGCCGCAAUGAAUGAGAACGGGAGCCUUCCUUUUCCCCUCCCCACUGCAGAAGGCUUUGAGUGUGGUGUUGCAGAGUGAAUGCACAGCUGAGGAGCAUGAGGAGGAGCCGCACCUCCUGCCAAAACUGCUCCACCACUAAACUUCAUUCUGUUCUCUGUCCUGGAGGAACUAGGUCCCUGCAGAUCACACGGGAUCCAGCGGAGAAACUCACUAAGCCUGAGGGGUGCGUAAGCUCCUUUGGUUGGUGCUGGUGGGAACUCGGCAUCGGGUUCUUUGCACAAAGAGCUCGGCUGUCAGUCAGGAGCAGCGGCCUCUGCCUCGCGCUGUUAACUGUUAACCACUUGGAGAGGCAGCCACAGGCCUGCUGCUUGGCUGUACCGAGUUUCUCUUGGGUCUCAUCAGGUCUGUUUGUGGGCUGGCACUGCCCAGCUUGGCACUGCCCCAGCUCUGUGAGGACAAAGGAUUUUUUCUUCUAACAGCGUCUUUGUGUGCCGAUGAAAGGUGCCUGAAAGGGAACCCUGGAGCCUGAGGCGUCUGGGCAUGGUGUCAGCAAGGAGCCCGGCCAGUACAGGAGGGGCUGCUCCCACGUGCUGGUGGAAGCAGCACGUGACGGCACUCUUGGAAAGGACACCUCUUCCAACCCGCGCCGCGUGGUGCCACGUGGGUACCGCCGCACCACAGCACAGGCUAAGCUCUGGGAGCGCCUAUUUACUUGUAAACCUUCUCAUCUCUCUUUGGUUCUCUUUGGGAUGCCUUUAGGAGGAAGGGACCCUGGCAUUUACUGCAGCUGUAGUGUUUGAGAGGGAUUAUUUUAUGCAAAUACGUGUAUUUGAAUAAAAGUCAGCACAAA
Oxyura jamaicensis (ruddy duck) is the source of this 2298-nucleotide messenger RNA. Its product is annotated as serine protease 23-like. Lineage: Eukaryota; Metazoa; Chordata; Aves; Anseriformes; Anatidae. Bases 140 to 1462 code for a protein of 440 amino acids. Gene Ontology annotation, molecular function: serine-type endopeptidase activity. Gene Ontology annotation, biological process: proteolysis. The transcript is spliced from 3 exons. The record is from RefSeq and is a predicted model, not a curated record.